GCUUGUUAUGGAGGCCUCAGUCUCGGCUCGCCUGGGCAGUAGGCAACACGGCCGACGCCGGAGCACCGCGCCAAGUAUCCGACCGGGGAGCUCCGGGGACGUUCUAAAGAUAGAAAAGCGCGCGCCGCCGAUGCGCUUCGCGCCGCGCUACCACGACGAGAAGCGCGUCCGUCCGCGCGACGACGCGGCGACGCGGGCUUUCACCGAGCGACAGCGAUUACGAGCUAAUGUUCCGGAGAUUGAGAAAUCUCAAGAUGUUUAAGGAAUGACUAGUCGCAUCCUCACAAACUUCGUGAAUCCAGUGAAGUGAAUUGUUGAUAAGAGUCUCGUAUAAUUAAAGGGACAAACGAUAUAAAAAUGACAGGUACAUGAAGAUACGUCGUAUAUAAACUUUGCCGAGAAGUUAAUGAGCCUAACGAGAUUCUGAAGAGGGGAAACUGAAGUUAUUGUCGUGAAACAAUGUAAAGACGUCAUUUGUACGCUUAAUGAGUAUAUACGGGUCUUAACGGAAGGACAGGAGAAAGUGAGAAGAAAAAAGAGAAAAGGGGAUAAAGAGGACAAACGCGGUUGAAUAAAAUGUGAGAUGGAAACCUGAUAACGUGGAAUAAAACAAAAAAAAACGGAACAAAACAAACUUAAUAAACAGAUAGAUAUCCAGUAAAAUGAGAAAACGAGGCUAUCCUGCACGCUGAAAAGGAAGACUGCAAAAGAAAAGGAAAGGAGAUACGUUUAAAGAAAAUUAGAAAAAACUGCCUUGGAGUAAAACAAUUAAAUAGGUAUCCUUGGAGAAAAAAUAAAACACGAACUUGUAUAGAAGCAUUAAAAGUGGAAAGAUCGAUAGUGGAAGAUUUAGGACCGGAAGCGAUAAAAUGUAGAAACCUUGGUGAAAAGGAAAAAGGAAGAUAUUUGGCAGAGGUGAGAUUGAUGUCGAAGGGAAAGUGGUGGGCGAUGGGAAGUUAGAUAAAUGAACUCACCGAGUGGAAAACUUGGCGAAGCCAAGAGGAACGCGGCAAGGAUACGCGGGACUUAAGUGAAGGAUAACCGCGAAGAGAAGCGCAUUCGAAGAUCGAAGAUGAAUGGCGAGAGGAGAACGGACUAAAACGUGAAAUCGUCACGUCUCGACUGUGAGAAACGAUAAAUAUAUGCCUACGCCACGGGUACAUUGGAUGCUACGUGACAAGGUUUGCGAGAAGAGGAGACACUUUCGCGAAGCUCAUCUCGUUUAUCUCCGCGCUGUCAACGAUGGCGAACGUUCGUUCGCGGGUGAGCAGCUUCGAAACGGCCGAUUUGCUUUAAAACACACGUGCUCCCAUCGUACGUGCCCCCAUCGUGAUCGUGUGACACGUCGAAGGGGGGAUACAUGGACGCGAAUCGUAUUCCGCCGAUUGUAUCGGUCGCAAAGUGUUCAUGCGUGCGGUAAACCGCUCCGAUCGUCCGUUCGUAGCGAUCGCAUCGACAGAGACAAUAGAUAUACGCAGAUUCCUUGAAUUCUCGACCACGUGCACUGUGUUCAGGAAUAUAAUGUAAGGAUCUCGCAGCGGAGACUUAAAAAGUCAUUGGGAUAAGACUAUUCGUCCGGAGCGUAUUUUUACUGCCGACUUGAGAGAAACCAAGAUUCAGUCUUCGCCGUCGCCGUCGUGUCGUCAUCGAUCCCCAACGGCUCGUCGGUACAUAUAGAGAACUUCGUUCUCAUAGUGUAGUGCAAUCUCUCGUUCUGUCGAUGCGGCGGGAAGUACGACGGAAGUGGCAGGGAGCGGAAGCGAUACCGAAACCGAACGCGGGGUGCUGCCGCGCGAUCUACGGGUUUCGUGGUGCGGGGUGGUGGUGAUCGUCCCCCGUUGUGGAUCGCCUCAGUUAGUGUCUUCCGCGACUCGGGGAGAAGUCGCGGCCAGGACUCGCCGUCGCAACAUGGGCUGCGAACUUAGCAAACUAGCCACCACGAAAUCGCGCAAUCAAGCCGGAAACGAUGGCGCGUCGCCGCCGCCGCCGCCGCCGGCCGCCACGGAUCCUCGGCUUCCGCUCACGGCCAGGCAAAAAUUUACGGUUAUCGCCAGCUGGAAAGCGGUCUCUAGGGCACUGGAGCCCACGGGUAUAUACAUGUUCAUAAGGUUAUUUGAAGAGAAUGCGGAGCUACUAAAUAUGUUCACGAAGUUUCGGGAUUUAAAGACAAAGGAGCAGCAAUCUACGAGUAUGGAACUGGCCGAGCAUGCGAAAACGGUCAUGUCCACUCUCGACGAAGGUAUCAAAAGCCUGGACGACAUGGACGCGUUUCUCACGUAUCUUCAUGAAGUCGGGGCCUCUCACACGAAAAUCCCCGGCUUCAACCGGCAAUACUUUUGGAAAAUCGAGAAACCGUUUCUGGAUGCGGUGGAACGCACGCUGGAGGACCGAUACUCGGAAAACGUUGAAAACAUCUACAAGCUGACGAUCAAGUUCAUCAUCGAGACGCUGAUCGACGGCUUCGACAAGGCACAGAGUGAUAAGGCCAAGUCCUAGUCGUCCUAGUCCCAAGGAUCCGGCACGCACGCGAUCGCCCUCGAUCCUGCGAGAUGUUGAACCGCUCCCCCAGGUUGGCUCGGUCCCCCCGACGCCUGGACGGUAGAAAGCCAGCCGCCGCAGAUUCUUGAGAAGACAACGUCGGGGACGUCGUCGUUCUCGCGUUGAUUCGUGCGACGUCAACACGUCGCGACUAUACGUUUCUUCGCGGUUUCCCGAGAAACGCGAGAAAUGCGAGCGCGUGGCGUUUUUACACGCCACCGCCCUCGCUGGCCUGAGAGAUCUUUUUCCCCCCUCGAGCGGGUCUCGCCAUUAAACGUCUCCGGAUAUUAAGAUCACGGUUCCGAGUUAAUCCCUCGGGACCUCUUCGCAAAAACCGCGCCGCAACGCGAAGCGAAAGAGCCACGCGGCUCUCCCGACGGUCGAAGGGUUCUUUCCUUUUAUCUGUUCGACUUAUGGUCAAUGCUUGAUUGAAUUUGCGAUUUUAUAAGCAAAAGUUCUGUCUAAAUGACAGAAAGGUCCAAAAAAAACGUAUGAAAACGUUUGAAAACGUUUCCGAUCGGUUUUUAAAUAUCUUCGCGUCUUUUAAUAUCGUUUUACCAAAAUGUUUAGAGAUAUUUAUUGGUGAAAAUGAAAACGUGUCAAAACAACUCAAAAUAUAUUUCGCAUCUACAUGAUAUCAGAAAUUGGACUUGAGCCAUAAGUUUUGAUUAGAUCUUUUCGGCGAAUCCACACAUGUAAUUUCGUUAACGUCAAUUUUCAUAUAAGUUUAACUGAGUCUUCUCCUCCUCCUCCUAAUGCCAAUCCCGGGAAAGGAGCAAAGAGUAGAUUAAACUGAGAUUAAAGCAUACCGACAGCAGUGAAAGUAACCCGUAACCGCUAUAAUUGGAAGUUUAUCCGAAAUUUACCGAGUGAUCGACCGACUUUUUACAAACAGUGCCAAAAUAGUAGGAAAAUUAACUUUUGGUAGAGAGAGAGAUUUGCCUUUGAGAUUCUGUGAAUUAUAUGUAUAUUUUUUUACAUGCAAAAUAUUGUCCGCGAACAAAUUCUAGGAGAUAAAAAUGAAUACGUUCCGGGAAUGGAAUACGUGCUUUUGUGAAUUUGUGACACGGAGGAAAGGUACUUCAACUCAUGCUGUUAUUAUUUAUUUAUUUAUUUGUCGUUUCGCUGAAAGUUUAUGUUUCAUCUCGCAUUGUCUUGCGCAUGAAACGCGUAAUAAAUGUGUUGUAGCAUUCCUGGAGAAAAACGUUAGCAUUAGCAGCAAGAGCACCGAGUGCUCUUCAAACGAGUACAUCCUCGGAUGAAGAUAGAUAUCAAAGGAACGAGAAUUCGAGUACAUCAUCUAAUUUUGUUUAUCGUGUCGCGCGCAUUUACGAGCAAACAUCCAUUUCUUUUUUCCGUCGUCUCUGUCCAUUUUCUACAUCGUCCGCUAUUUAUUUCCCUUCGUCGACGAGAUAGGCUUUCUCUAGUUUUAAUAUAUACGUUCAACAGGAGCAAAACGUAAAGUGACACAUGUCGUUAUUGAUCAGACACAGAAUUAGAAGGAAGGAAGAGGUGGGAGAGAGAGAGAGGGAGGGAAAGAGAGAGCGUUUCUCCUCCCAUUCGAUCUUAAGAGGAUUACUAAAACGUAACUUUGGUCAUCUAAAUGAUACCGCCACGUCGUGAGGACGAAAUAAACCGAAAUAAAAGAGCUCUUAUUACGAUACCAUUACCAACAAAAUAAGGUUUGACCGCCGCACACGACGUCGUUUUAAGGGUUUAUUACGUCGCAAAAGAUCUCAUUAACUUCUCACGAGUGCUAUAAAACUACCUAAUGCGUACAGAUAACGGCGAUUCUUUCGUCAAACGCGUUUCCCGCGUAAUUAACUGUGUGAGUUUACGAUAUUAAGCGCGAAAGAAAAGAUGUUUCUCCGUUCGAGAUUCCCUUUUCACGUGUUUUUUUUUUUUUUUUUUUUUUUUUUUUUUUUUUUUACUACGCCAAAGGACCUUUUACGGAUAACGAUUAUUCAUUCCGCUAAUAGCAUUAUGCCGCUUUUAUUCGCGCGGGAUCUAAAGUACCCGGCUUUUCACCGGGUAUCGUAGCUUGCGGGGUGAAAAAUUGAGUACCACCUUUCGCGGUAACGUAAAUCGUAUAAAAUUCAAUGAAUCGACAAAAAAAAAUGUACAUCGUUGCGCGUAAUGCGAGAAGGAUCGAUAUUCGUGCUUGAUUUAAUAAAAAAAAAAAUCGCUCGAGUCCAUACCAUUUAACGCUAAUCAAUGUUUACAAACGACCCUGUGGCUCGCAUUCGACGAUCUCGAUUCGAUUAUCUCGCCGAGAAGUUUCGUCCUUUUUCUCCUAAUUGAGCAUUUGCCGAUGCUGGCGGUUGUAAUCCAUACAUCGCGCAAAUUACCGUCAUUUGAAAUCGCAUCGCUCGAGUUUUGUUCCGCUACCGUUAUACCGAAACAAUUGCGAACUUCGCGAGCUUGACGCUACCGCGAUAUAUCUUCCGCGGAGAGAUCGUGUGACUCAUUCGAGUCUGCCGGCCACGCGAGAACUACGCCGGUAUUUUAUAUCCGCAUUUAAGCCCCCGCGUACACAGGGGAGGUUUGAGUUCAUCGCGGGAAUAAACCGAUUUUAUAUGCGUUUCCGACUUUCAAUACGCGCUCGAUAAUUGAUACAAACGUAGUGGCAGCGAACAAGUCAAUCGACGCCGGCUGUUUUAUUCGCGGCGGCCUUGGAUUACAUAAGUCACGCAGGAUACCCUCCCGCAAUGCAAGGCCGAAUGCAUGUGAAUGCAAGUUGUCCAUUGUCUUGAAACGAGGUCGCGGUUUAACAAUGAAAAAAAUAAAUGGCGCGAUGACGUCACUUCGUUCUUACGCGUCACAAAAAUUUGUUUGUCCAAUUUGGCAGAAAUUGUCGCGCUCGUCGUGUGAGCGUGAAAAUCUGCGGAAGAAAUCGUUGCGAAAAUCAGAGAACUCACGGUAACUUUUACAAGGAGUUUUCUUCCGCGUGAUGUAAUACGCACUUAGAUCUUGAUACACCACGUGUGCGGCGACUGACGUUUUAAUCAUUUAAUGGAACGUCGAUCGAGAUUGACGUUUACAUGCUGUUUUGUUGAUUUAACUCGUGAAGAACAGUGACAGUCAUCGAUGAUCGACAGUAUCGUAUUAAUGUAGCUCAUUGAUUUAAGAGCUACAUUAAACAUUGAUAACCAAUUGUCAAUGAAAAGCCGAUUAAACGAGUAUAUUUGUCAAAAAUUACGUUUAUAUUUCACGCACAAUUUUUCAAUUCUCGCAAAAUUAUUUGCAAGGCUAAAAUAACAAUAGCUAUUAAAUUUAAUAUCGUCAGUUUGCAUACAUAAUUUUUUUAUUUCUUGAAAUUUUUUUGAAACUUAAAGAAGAAAUUUUAUAAAGUUACUUAAAAUUAUUUAUUUAUUUAUUUAAUAAUAUAUAAUUGCCAUUAUUUUUCAUGAUAUAGCCGUCUAUUAUUAUGUAGUUUUAUUAGUUAAAAUUAUUUAUUCAUUUACUUAAUAAUAUAUAAUCGCCAUUAUUUUCCAUGAUAUGGCCGUCUAUUAUUUAUUAAUUUUUUAACUCCUGUCUCUCUCGCGCGAGAAAGAAGAACCUAACUGGCUUUCAUUCCGUAACAUGACAAUGAUCGACUGCAUAUAGUGAAUCAGGUUCAAAAAAUUGGAGGAUUAGGAUGAGAAGCAUUCUCUUAUUCAUCGUAUUCGCAUUUGCCCUAUAUAUUUUUUUCGAUCAUUAGAACACUUCUUGCGAGGAAAAAAAAGCUUUAUAAGAAGUCUGCCUUAUCCACAUUCUUCAUAUCAAACCGGUUAACUCUCCUUCAAGAAAGAAAUUAAAAAAUUAAUAAAUAAGUAGAUGACCAUAGAAAAUAAUAGCGAUUAUGUAUUAAAUGAAUAACAAAUAUUAGCAAAACCAUAUACUAUUUACAUUAUUUAUAAGAUGAUAUUACUUUCCCUCUAGUAACAGUCAAAUAAAAUUCGAAAAACAUGCUAAUAUUGAAACAAAUAAGUGACAAAUUUUUUGUAUACGUUACACGAAUGUUCCAUCAGAAUCUUGUCGAAAAAAAUGGCAAAUCUUGAUGUUUGACGACUUCUACGCUGUCCAGAAAUUAUGUAUACGUUUGCUGCAAGAUAUAUUUGAUAUUGGGAGAUGUUAAAUAUUAAAUAUUGAUAUUAAA
Monomorium pharaonis (pharaoh ant) is the source of this 6676-nucleotide messenger RNA. RefSeq names its product neuroglobin. The record is from RefSeq and is a predicted model, not a curated record. Bases 1909 to 2496 code for a protein of 195 amino acids. The transcript is spliced from 4 exons. Gene Ontology annotation, molecular function: oxygen binding; heme binding. NCBI's taxonomy places the organism in Eukaryota, Metazoa, Arthropoda, Insecta, Hymenoptera, Formicidae.